AUGGCAACGACCAAACAGAACGAAUCAAGCGGACAGCUUUUCAAUCGUAUCAACGAAGUAUUAUCACCGUUUUUACGAAAUGAACAAUGUUUCAACUUCUGUCAUUAUUUGUUUCAACGCUUCCAAAGGAAGCAACAAAUUGCAAUUUUGCUACCGAAACACAACCGCAAAACACACGAUGAAAGCAAGACCGCCAAUGCUGAAAGCAAUUUGGAAAAGGAGGAGAAACGGCGGAAAAAGGAAGAAAAACGCAAACGCGAGGAACAAAAGAAGGAGGAAAAACGCAAACGUGAAGAAGAAAAGGAGGAAAAACGUAAACGCGAAGAAGAAAAGAAGGAAGAACGACGGAAGCGGGAAGAAGAAAAACGGAAAAAAAAGCAGUCCCAACUGCGCCUUACAUCUCUAUUUACAAAAGCUCCAGAGGAGAAGCUUACUUGUGCUGGGCAAAGCGACUCGAACCAAAUCACAGAAACUCGAAACAUAUUCCCACCCUUCUAUUUCAAGGAUAAUGUGGUUAUGGAUCAAUGGACGACUACCAAUAAGGAUCGUAAUAUGGAGUUGGACCAUCACCUCAAGACACUCACAACUGACAAUUAUCGAUUCUGUGAAGUAUCGAAUGAUUUGCGAUCGCAAUACCUACAAGCAUUAAAGCAGUCCAAGCCUGAACUCACUCAACGACGAGUUUCUAUGAAGUUCUCGCAAUUCACCGAAGAUGUUCGGCCAGCGUAUUAUGGCACAUGGACCAAAUCGAGUAAGAAAAUCAACGGUCGAGCACCACUUGCCCAAGACGAUCAGCUUGUCGUUUAUGACCAUGAUAAUGUUGCCGACCCAGAGGAUGCUGGCUGGCUUGUCCCUGAAGGGUACUUAUCAGAAGGUGAAGGUGUUGAAAGUGAUGAUGAACGUACGAGUCAAGUCAGACCGGCCAUGCGACCUAUUAGAAAACGCACUGCUAUCCGCCCUGUUGUUGUGGGACCCGUUUUCGAUGAUGGCGAUCUAGGAGAAAAUGAUCCACUAAAACGUUAUGCGACGCGAAUGCUGUUUGAUUUUCCUAAAGAUAAGCCGUACGAUCCUUUUUAUGUGGAAGCCGACGAUGCUGCAAAUACCAAAUACACAUCUAGCACAGCCGACGACUUUUCGAAGAAAUCCAUUGCUUCUACGGCACAACAUGAAAAUCAAUCGAUCAAGCACAGACGCAAUGCCAAAACUGAUUUCAGAGGCCAAGUCAAAUUGGACAGGCUAUUACAUGACAUGUCUAAGCGACAGAUUGAGAUGCAAAUUGAAAAUCUAGCUGUCAAAGAAAACGGGGAACUGAGACGAAACCUGCCUGGCAUGUCGAAGAUUCUCUCAGCAACAUACUCUUAG
Messenger RNA from Zychaea mexicana, 1362 nucleotides. RefSeq lists its product as uncharacterized. Gene Ontology annotation, biological process: nucleosome assembly. NCBI's taxonomy places the organism in Eukaryota, Fungi, Mucoromycota, Mucoromycetes, Mucorales, Lichtheimiaceae. The record is from RefSeq and is a predicted model, not a curated record. The transcript is spliced from 15 exons. The coding region runs from base 1 to 1362 and encodes 453 amino acids. Gene Ontology annotation, cellular component: CAF-1 complex; nucleus.